AUGGUUUUCGAGCGAGUCUGCGUCGAGUCAUUCCUUUAUCAUGCCGUGCUCAUGACCCUGUUCGACUCGUCGCUAGACUGCCUCUCCAGCAUCCUGGGGAGACUGAAUCUAGAUCAGUAUCUCUCUGAUCCUGUCCACCCUGAAAAUGCCACGCCUGGAUCUCCAGCAUCUACGCAGCCAAUUCUCGACGCAUCCUACAAGUUUUACUUAUUGAUCGUGGAUGUGGUCUGGCUCGCGCGGACAUCGUUCUCUCCAAAAUCGAUUGACUAUGCAACUUGGCUUCGAUUAAGAAUUACAUUUGCUCGGUGGGAAGGUGCAAUUGGCGAUGGCCGUUCCGAAGAAACGGACAAUCAUAUCGGGAAAUUAUAUACCAUAGGCAUCCGAAUGUUACUUGUUCAAGCAAACCCGUCGCUUUUAGUGAACGAUGUUGUCAAUUCACUGGAACUGCUAUUCCAACGUGGCUUGGCCAUCAUCCGACGACUGGAUGUCCAGGAUGUGUUUGUCUAUUAUUACCUCUGGCCAUUGGUCGUCGUUGGUUCGAUUGCGAUUAGCCCCGCGGACCGCAAAAUGAUUGAGGACAAAGUAUGUCAGGUUUCCGGAUCACCACAAGAAGGAUCCGUUGCUUUGGCCAGUCAUCGUCUUAAGACGGCUUGGACUCAAGGUACCAUGUGCGAAAGUCGAAGCCUACGGAUUUUGAUACAACUUCAAACAAUCUUGGUAGGAAAUAGUGUUUUACCUUCCGAAAUUCGGCUCUGA
Molecule: messenger RNA, 756 nt
Organism: Aspergillus chevalieri
Lineage: Eukaryota; Fungi; Ascomycota; Eurotiomycetes; Eurotiales; Aspergillaceae
Exons: 1
Coding region: 1-756 (251 amino acids)
Source: RefSeq, a predicted model, not a curated record